CGUGAUCCACCGUUCACUUCUCCUCCUGUGUCGUCGGCAGGAUCUAGAGGCAGUAAGGUGCAUCUUCAGUCAAACAACUAACAGAACAGAGACAAAAUCACAGCUUCAGGAGCAUUUUAUGAUCCUGGUCCAGUUCUUCACCUCCACAGAGCUUCAUCCAGCAUGAUGAACCUGCUACCUGACGUAUGGAGACAGGACUUCUGGCUUCCUCCAGGUGUGACCUGGAAAGACAUGGAACAGCUGUCCUCGUCUGACCGGCCGCAACCCCUGGACCUGCUCAUAUCUCUGCCCCUCGCUUUGGCCUUCAUCGCCCUGCGCUAUCUGUUUGAGAGGUUUUGUGCCCCACCCAUGGGCAGAUGUUUGGGGGUAAGGAAUAGGAUACAAGUGACUGCUGCCCCCUCCCCAAAGCUGGAGUCCUAUUACACCCAGAGGAGCAGAAGGCCAUCGCAGAGUGAAGUUAUCAGUUUGAUGUCACAGUGUGGUAAAACCCAGAGGCAGAUUGAGAUGUGGUUCAGACUCCGCAGGAACCAAGACAGACCCUGUCGGACCAAGAAGUUUGGAGAAGCUGCCUGGAGGUUCUUUUUCUACAUCUCGGCCUUCAUGGCUGGAUUGACCUGCUUGAUUGAUAGACCCUGGUUUUGGGACCUCAGGGAGUGUUGGAGGCAGUAUCCAAUACAGCCUAUGGAGAGAGCUCAUUACUGGUACUACAUGCUGGAGCUGGGUUUUUAUGGCUCUCUGCUCCUCCGGAUCUCUGUGGACAUCAAGAGGAAGGACUUUAAGGAACAGGUCGUCCAUCAUUUAGCCACCAUCUUCCUGCUCAGCUUCUCCUACUGCGCCAACUACGUUCGCAUCGGCACCUUGGUCGUGCUGCUUCAUGACUCGUCCGACAUCCUGCUAGAGUCAGCCAAGAUGUUCAACUAUGGCACCGGCUGGAGGAAAACAUGUGAUGCUCUGUUUAUUGUGUUUGCUGCCAUCUUCCUUGUUACAAGACUGGUGAUUUUUCCCAGCAAAAUCAUCCACACCACACUGGUGCUGUCCAUGGAGGUCUUUGAACCCUUCUUUGGAUACUACUUUUUCAAUGUCCUGCUCAUGGUGCUGCAGGCUCUUCACGUAUUCUGGGCUGGUUUGAUCUUACGAAUGAUCUACAAGUUCCUGAAAGGCAAGCUGGAAAAAGAUGAACGCAGUGAUGAAGAGAGUGAGCUUGAGGAGGAAGGGGAUGACAAAGAAGGAGAGGAAAACAUGGAUCAAGAUGAUUUUUGUUGGGAGAGAAGUAAAGACAGCCUCAACUCCAAACUGUCGAUGCUGACCAAUAGUUGUGUGCUGAAUAAUUUAACCAACCACAGAGCAUCUGUCGCAGACAGAAUGCGUAAAGCUCAGUAACAUCUUCUUUCAGAUUCUGCUCCAGAUCUUCUCUCCUGAGGUUAAUGUAGUUUACAUAUUGAGAUGGAUGUGAUCCAUCACCCUGUGAAUUCCUGGUCUUUUAUGCUGUAAGUCACUGUUUUUCACUUUUAAUCGAGGGUCUAAUUAGACGAGUAAAAUGAUGGGAGUGUCAUAUUUAAAAGUGCUGACUUAGCAGAGGAUGGUUUCGAUCCAUCGACCUCUGGGUUAUGGGCCCAGCACGCUUCCGCUGCGCCACUCUGCUACACACCCCAGAUGGGAUUCGAACCCACAAUCCCUGGCUUAGGAGGCCAGUGCCUUAUCCAUUAGGCCACUGGGGCUGACGCUGCAGUGGUAUUGAGCAGUAGUCAGUCAGCCGUAACAGUGGCAUUUUAUGUCUUUCCUUCUACAGAUAAGAACAGUAACAUUUGUUUUUACAAAUCACUGAAUAAUGUAAGUGGUAUUGAUUGUUUGGCCACUCAUGACUGUUAUAACCCACACUGCAGUGUGUUUUACACUGCUCUUGAAAUAUGUUAACAGUAUAUGAACACAUAGAAGUAUAACUAAGUAAUAACAUUAUAUUAAAAGAUAGACAGUGAGUGUGUGAUUUCUACCACUGCACAGACAGACCCAGUCAUUUAAAUGAAUCAAGUGUUAAACACAAGAGAAUGGAAAUAAAGACAUUUUCUGUUUUGGA
Sphaeramia orbicularis (orbiculate cardinalfish) is the source of this 2074-nucleotide messenger RNA. Its product is annotated as ceramide synthase 2-like. Gene Ontology annotation, cellular component: membrane. The transcript is spliced from 11 exons. Gene Ontology annotation, biological process: ceramide biosynthetic process. The record is from RefSeq and is a predicted model, not a curated record. Gene Ontology annotation, molecular function: sphingosine N-acyltransferase activity; DNA binding. Lineage: Eukaryota; Metazoa; Chordata; Actinopteri; Kurtiformes; Apogonidae. The coding region runs from base 163 to 1380 and encodes 405 amino acids.